CAUUUUAUGAUAUCUUAAUAAGAAACCCAUUCUGUCAUUUGCACUCUCAGUGUUUGGUAGGAGACAUUCACAUUCUUCAGUAGCUUGUCAUCAGUGCAGGAAAUGACAUCAAGCUGUCUCUCUCUCUCUUUUUCUCUCUCUCUCUCUCUCUAUCUCUGUCUCUUUGUCUCUGUCUCCCUCUCUGUCUCUCUGUCUCUCUGUCUCUUCUGUCUCUCUGUCUCUCUCUCCAUCCCCUCCCCAAUUGUUCUGUUUUCUAGUACAAGGACUCACACUUUAGUCUAGCCUUGAACUCAAGGCAAUCCACCUACCUCAGCCUUGUGAGUGUUGGGAUUGCAGGUAUACACCAUCUUGCCCAGUGAAUUUUGUGACUCUCAUACAUACCUUUACUAUUUCUGAGUUAUUUUUAAUAGUGCUGUGACCCUUUUCUAGCUUCUAGAUGUAGAUACAUUAACUGAUUAGAAGGUUUUAUUUUUAAAGAUUUAUUUAUUUAUGUACAUGAGCACUCUGUUUGCGAGUGUGCCUGCAUCUCAGAAGAGAGCUUCAGACAGAAGAGGGCAUUGGAUCCCACUACAGAUAGUUGUGGGUCACCAUGUGGUUGCUGGGAAUUGAACUUGGGAGCAAUGGAGAAGCAGCACUCUUAACCACCAAGCCAUCUCUCCAGCCUGAUAAAAAAGAUUUUAAAUUUCAUUCUUUUUGUGUUUGUUUGCAUCUUUCUUCUUGAGAACACUGUGAUGGAAUGUCCAAAUGGUAAUUAGUGGCGGUUGGUAGAAGGAGCCAUAUGUGUGAUGCUGCCAUAUGUGUGAGGGGCUGGCAACAAGGUGCAGACCCAAGACCAUGGCCCUGAGCACUGAGGCUCGCCUGCUGGAUGUGGGCUCUCAGCCCCAUCAAGAUGCCUUCAGGUGAGGACAGCAGGUGGUGGCUUGUGCCCUGCUGAGCCAGCCUAGGAAAGUGGCAACCACAAUCGCCAUGUCCAAGCCUCCAGCCUGGGGCACCUGGAAGCUCAAGCUGUGAUGCCCGCGGGUUUUUCGUGGUGGACCUGGAGGCCUGAAGAAGCUGCCCUCGCAUCAAAAGAGCCUUGAGAGGGGACUGACUUGCCUGGUUGGAUCCCUGAGUUCCGCACCAUGGGCUUCCGCGUGUCGUGCCUCCCGGUGUUGCCUGCACCUUGGAGUGGGCACACGUGUCCUUCCCACCCCGCCCUUCGACCUCGCCCCAGCCGGGACUCAGGGCACGCGGAGCUCGUGGGUGAGCGCAGGGCCUGAGGGGACGGGGCGCUCGCGUUAUAUUUGGCGCCCGCAGCAGCGCGUGUGCCUGGACGAGUUUUCCUUCCUCAGGCGCCUGCAGCCAGGGCGCCUCCGCCCAAGCUGACUCCUCUCUCUCCCUCUCUGACCCCGGCAGGCCCCAGAGGUGAUUCUGCCUCCACGAUGUCCUCCUUCCUGGAGGCGAGCUCUUCGCAGGCGCCACAUCGCGAGCAAAAAGAGAAAGAAAAAAAGAAAAGAAAAAGCAGAAGGAGCGGCCAGGGAAGGGGGCCUUAGCGGCGUUGGGCAUCAUCUCGGCCACGGGAGGGCGCCCUAUGACAGCGGCGGGGUUUCCAACAGAGACUACAGCCUCGCAGUGUCCAAGGAAGAAGCCCAGGCCAGCCCUGCCAGGGGACCUUGAGGCAUGGAGCUCGUGGGGACCCCUAGCCCAACCUCCGGUCUGGUCCCCAGGAACAGCAAGCAGCAAGCAGCAAGCAGGGCGGGCUGCAGCCCCAGAGCAGCAGAAUCAAGGUUUUGGUAGGAAGGCAUCAUCCCAAAAUGUCAUUAGUAAGCAAGAGGAGUGUCUAAAGGAACUGGAGGAACUCAAAUUUGAAAUCCAGAAGUGUCAAUUCGAGAGGGAUGAACUUUAUCAAAUCCUGGAUCUUUAUAUCUAUGAUGAGUGGGACCACAGGCUGCAUGUCGAAUUGCCAGUCCUUCAAUCUGAACAUGAGAUGAGAAUGAUGGCUAUGCAAAUGAUGACCAACUCAAUAAGUGAUGCCAUGGAGAGGUACAAGGAGCUCAUACAAUUGAACAGUUCCUACCGCAUCAGGCACUCCCAGCUCCUGCGUGAACAAGCUCAAUUGAAGAACAAUAUACAGAUUUUGCUGAAUGAGAAGAGAGAACUGCUGGUGGAGCAGACUGAACUGCCAGCAUCCUCUGUGGAGACAAAGAGGCUCUGUGAAUAGGCCGGAAUGAACAUCUGUGCCCCCAGUGCCACGCAACAGCAGGUCUGAAAUUCUCCAGCAGAAACUCGAACAUGACACAGUCCAGGACAAGAUCUCCCUUGGAGAGAAGUGCUACAGGAGGAGUACUACGUGUGCACAGCAAAUACACCACUAUUGCGUCUCACCUGUAAUGUCCAUAGCAAUUGUGGGCUGCAUUUUCCUCCUUUAGUUUGAUUUCUUUGGAUUGAAUACGCUGUAUUUUCACCUUGCCUCUCUCCAGCAAGUGUACACUUUUUGAGGGACUCAGAGAAGUGCUGAUGCACAUCAAUCAAGAGCUGCUGGUCAUCCAGAAAGACUGUGCACGUGUAAAUUUGUACUUGUCCUGAUGGGUCAUCCAGAAGAGUUUCGUGGAGAUCAGUUCACAAAAUUGGAAAGACUUUGUGACAAAGUGUGUAAUAUCAUUUAUACUCAGUGUUGGAUGGCUUUUACCUUAAUACCUCCACUCCAACAAAACAGACCUACUUCCACUCCUCUUGAAAAGAUUAUUACCAUCACUAACUGCUUGUCUACUAUGUCUCCAAGGCAAGCCACAGGCUAUAAGUCUAUUCUGCAAAAGGAGCAGCAAAAAAUGCUUAGUGCAAUUCCUCUAUUUAAAGUAUGGUUAAUUUUUAAUUGUUUUGGUUAUUUGGUUUUCCUUCUAUUCAUUUGAAGAUUUGUAAUUUAUCUGUUGUUGUUGUUUUGUUCAUUUGCUUUUCUAUUUUGAUAAGGAUAUAGACUGUAUAUAUUGACUACCUGCAUCUGGUUACUAUCAAGUAAAUUGGAUGUAUUCUGGUCAAUAAAGGAGUAAUCUCAAA
This is a messenger RNA of Rattus norvegicus (Norway rat), 3033 nucleotides long. NCBI's taxonomy places the organism in Eukaryota, Metazoa, Chordata, Mammalia, Rodentia, Muridae. The record is from RefSeq and is a predicted model, not a curated record.